UUCGUUCAAUUAUAUUGUUGUUUUGUCUACAGGUAUAAGGUACGUAACGAAUCUUGUUUUUGGGAAUUGAGCGAUUGAUUUGAAAUAAGUCAAUCGCUCACAUCUAUAUAUAAAUUCGUUGAGUUAAGAAUCACAGUUUGUUUGAAAGAAAAAAAGAUGGCGGAAGAACAAAGGAUGCAAGAAGGAGGAGGACAUAGGCUAUGUGCUAAUAAUUGUGGUUUCUUUGGUAGCCCAACAACUUUGAACCUUUGUUCCAAAUGCUACAAGGAUCAUUGCAUGAAAGAACAACAAUCGCGAACCGCUCAGCUCGCAAUGGAAAAGACUCGUCCCCAACAACAACAACAACAACAAUCUGAAUCAACGUCUACGUACAUACCAUGUACAAAGCCGUUACCAAUUCUUGAAGUCUCACAACCACGAGAGACAGAGAUUGCAACUAGGGCUCCUCAGGUGCAGUCAGAUACUGCAGCUGAGGUUCCUCAGGUGCAAUCAGAUACUGUAGCUGAGGUUCCUCAGGUGCAUACACAAUUAAAUGAUGUAGCUGAUCAAGCUCCUCAAGUGCAGUCAAAUCGUUGUGCCACGUGUCGAAAACGGGUCGGUUUAACGGGUUUCAAGUGUAGGUGUGGGGUCACAUUUUGUGGUUCACAUAGGUACCCUGAGCAUCAUGGUUGCACCUUUGACUAUAAGUCAAUGGGAAAGAUGGCAAUUGCCAUGGCUAAUCCAUUGGUUAAGGCUGAAAAGCUACACAAAAUUUGAUUAAUUAAUUAAUUAAUUAAGGAGAAUUAAUAUGAACCAUUUGAUCCAUAAAUUGGUUGAUCAAACGGCCAAGAUUGUUGCUAAUUAAGCACAAGUUGGUGGAUGGACUUUGAUUAUAUAUAAUUUUCUUUUGCACAUUCUGUGAAAGUAGUUGUUUCAUUAAUUUAAUAAUGUAAGUUAGGAUAUAUUUUAAUAUUGUAUGGUUAAUUGUAGGAUUUUAUUUCUCUAA
Molecule: messenger RNA, 985 nt
Organism: Solanum pennellii
Lineage: Eukaryota; Viridiplantae; Streptophyta; Magnoliopsida; Solanales; Solanaceae
Product: zinc finger A20 and AN1 domain-containing stress-associated protein 4
Exons: 1
Coding region: 157-756 (199 amino acids)
Molecular function (GO): DNA binding; zinc ion binding
Source: RefSeq, a predicted model, not a curated record